Molecule: messenger RNA, 2797 nt
Organism: Xylaria bambusicola
Lineage: Eukaryota; Fungi; Ascomycota; Sordariomycetes; Xylariales; Xylariaceae
Product: Sec23/Sec24 trunk domain-containing protein
Exons: 6
Coding region: 318-2621 (767 amino acids)
Biological process (GO): COPII-coated vesicle budding; intracellular protein transport; COPII-coated vesicle cargo loading
Cellular component (GO): endoplasmic reticulum exit site; COPII vesicle coat
Molecular function (GO): GTPase activator activity; zinc ion binding
Source: RefSeq, a predicted model, not a curated record
CCAAUAUGUCCAGCCUGGCCUCAUACCAACCAGCCGCUUGCUGUAACCUCGUGAGCGGUCGAUAAAGCUUCGGGGUUUUCAGACAAUUGGCCUCGCCAUAGCGAAAAGCUAUUCUUCCUACAAUCUCAUUACCCCAGCAGCAAGCCAAGGCCCCCGCGACCCUUGCACCACCUACGCAUUGAAUAAGAAAACGGCUCGCUACGCACUAGCCCUCGUCCAUCUGCGGUAGUGCACUGCACAAUACCUUCGAGCGGCACCAAACACCAGCGUUGAUAGCCGCUUCUCGACGACAUCGCCUCUGCCUUGUGUCGACCACCAUGGACUACGAGGCGCUCAAAGAGCAGUGGAGUGAAGUCGAGGACCGAGAUGGUGUUCGCCUUAGCUGGAAUGUCUUUCCCAGCUCUCGUGUUGAAGCCUCUCGCCUCGUCGUGCCCAUCGGCGCGCUUUAUACACCUCUAAAGGAAAAGCCCGACACACCUUUGCUGAACUUCGAACCCAUCACCUGCAAACAGCCAUGCCGUUCCGUACUCAAUCCCUUCUGCCAGGUCGAUCUUCGAGCACGUCUUUGGAUAUGUCCCUUCUGCCUUUCGCGGAACCCCCUUCCACCCCACUAUAAGGAUAUCAACCCUAACGCCGUGCCGUCCGAGUUGCACCCUGCAAACACCACCAUCGAAUAUAGGUUAUCACGGCCGGCUCCAAGUCCACCGAUCUUUCUGUAUGUUGUCGACACUUGCCAAGAGGACGACAGUCUUGCCGCUUUGAAGGAAUCCCUGAUCAUGAGCUUGAGCCUGCUCCCCGAGAAUGCUCUGGUCGGACUCAUUACGUUUGGUACCAUGGUUCAAGUCCAUGAGAUUGGAUACACUGAAUGCGCAAAGUCAUACGUAUUUCGAGGGAGCAAAGAAUACGCCGCAAAGCAGGUGCAGGAGAUGCUUGGACUUCUUGCCCCAAGCCUACGACCUGGUAUGCCACAGCAGCAACCUGGCCGACCCAUCAUGCCCAUGGGCCCUGCCACUAGGUUUCUCCUGCCCGUCCAGCAAUGCGAGUUUCAGCUCACCAAGAUCUUGGAGCAACUACAGAAAGACCCGUGGCCCGUUGCCAAUGACAGAAGAAGUCUUCGGUGCUCUGGCGUCGCUCUCAGCGUUGCGGUUGGACUCCUAGAAUCCUCCUUCCAGAAUGCUGGUGGUCGAAUCAUGAUGUUUGCUGGUGGUCCUGCCACGGAGGGACCAGGGAUGGUGGUUGGACCCGAGCUUCGAGAGCCAAUUCGCUCGCACCAUGACAUCGAUAGAGAUAAUAUCAAGUAUUACAAAAAGGCUCUCAAGUUCUACGACAAUUUAGCAAAGAGAACAGCGCAUAAUGGUCACAUUAUAGACGUUUUUGCUGGCUGCUUGGACCAAGUUGGUCUGCUUGAGAUGAAAGGCUUGUGCAACUCUACUGGCGGCAACAUGAUUCUGACAGACAGUUUUACCUCAUCCAUGUUCAAACAAUCCUUCAUAAGGGUUUUCGAAAAGGAUGCUGACGAUAACCUACUGAUGGGCUUUAACGCCGUCCUUGAAGUUCUGACCACAAAAGAGCUCAAGGUUACGGGCUUGAUAGGCCACGCAGUAUCGCUUAACAAGAAAUCAACUUCGGUGGGAGAAACGGAGUGUGGUAUCGGUAACACAUGCUCGUGGAAAAUGUGUGGUAUUGACCCUAAUGCUAGUUAUGGCAUCUAUUUCGAAAUUGCGAGUCAAAGUGGACCGACCCAACAUCAGCAAGGUCAACAAAAAGGCAUGAUGCAAUUCCUUACAUAUUAUCAACAUUCAUCAGGCCAAUUCCAUUUACGUGUCACCACAAUUGCUAGGAAUUUAAGUGGGCCAGCUGGCGACCCUGCUAUUGCCCAGUCCUUUGAUCAGGAGGCAGCUGCUGUUCUGAUGUCAAGGAUAGCAGUAUUCAAGGCCGAGGUCGACGAUGGACCAGACGUGUUGCGAUGGGUAGAUCGUAUGCUCAUUAGACUCUGCUCGCGCUUUGCGGACUAUAGGAAGGAUGACCCCUCUUCCUUCCGGCUUGAGAAGAACUUUACACUAUACCCUCAGUUUAUGUUCCACCUCCGACGAAGUCAAUUCUUGCAGGUCUUCAAUAACUCUCCAGAUGAGACUGCAUUUUAUCGCCACGUGUUGAAUCAUGAGGAUGUUAGCAACUCUCUGGUCAUGAUUCAGCCUACACUCGAUUCCUACACCUUUGACCAAGAUGGCUCGCAGCCCGUCCUGUUGGAUUCGACUUCAAUUCAACCAACACAUAUUUUGCUACUCGACACAUUCUUCCACAUUCUAAUAUUCCAUGGCGAAACUAUCGCUGAGUGGAAAAAGGCAGGCUACCAAGAUCAAGAAGGUUAUGAGAACUUUGCUGCCCUGCUUGAGCAACCUAAGGAGGAUGCAAGAGACUUGAUUGGGGACAGAUUUCCACUUCCUCGGUUCAUUGUAUGCGAUGCCGGUGGCUCUCAGGCUCGAUUCCUCCUCUCUAAACUGAACCCAUCAACUACGCAUACAACUGGGGCGUACGGUGGUGUCGGUGCACAGACUGCGCAAACGAUCUUCACAGAUGACGUGUCUUUGCAGACGUUCAUGGAUCAUUUGAUGAAGUAAGUAUUUGUUUGCUAUGCCCCUUGAAGUUGCCGUAAUUGACAAUCAUAGGCUUGCUGUGAGCGGUACUAGUUAAGGAGACACCUCAAAUCUGCUGGUGAUACAUCUGGAACGCUGGUCGAUCUUCGUCGUAUACUAGGAAGUGGUAAUAGGCAACUUUUGGAAUGCGUAGGUAGGUA